This is a messenger RNA of Anopheles darlingi, 1895 nucleotides long. It is a transcript of the gene sob, whose product is annotated as protein sister of odd and bowel. NCBI's taxonomy places the organism in Eukaryota, Metazoa, Arthropoda, Insecta, Diptera, Culicidae. The transcript has 2 exons. Gene Ontology annotation, biological process: embryonic pattern specification; embryonic hindgut morphogenesis; regulation of transcription by RNA polymerase II. The record is from RefSeq and is a predicted model, not a curated record. Gene Ontology annotation, molecular function: RNA polymerase II transcription regulatory region sequence-specific DNA binding; DNA-binding transcription factor activity, RNA polymerase II-specific. Gene Ontology annotation, cellular component: nucleus. The coding region runs from base 171 to 1826 and encodes 551 amino acids.
CGUCGGAAUCGGCGGGGAUUUGGUGAAGGUCGACCUUCAAACCCGAGUGCCCGAGAAGCCGUCGGCAAAACGCGUCGCCAUCGCGGUAACGACGACGACGACGACGACGACAGACCAAACGGACUUGCUGGUAGUUGCUUGUUUGCUUGUUCGUUGCGGUUUGUGUUUAAAUGUUAUUGGAACGUGGCAUCGGGAUCGGGAUCGUAUCGAUAGCCAGUGACGCACCGAGCAUUACGAGGGCCACCCAUACCCAUACCGGCCCGUACCAGCAGCCGCCCGAGCCGGCCAGAACCAGGAUGGAGCAGCAAUCGAAGGAUUCGAACGGUACAGCCGUUGCGGUGGCAGCGGCCGCCGCAGCCGCCGCCGCCGCUGCAGCUGGCCGCGGCACCGUCACGACACAACCGGGCGACUUUGCGGCCGCCGCCGCCGUAAUGUUCUCGCUGCAGAACACGAUGGUCACCAGCUUGCAGCAGGCCGCCCUAAUGCCCGCCAACUCGGCCGCCGCGGCCGCCCUUAACCUGCAAGCCCUCGAGUCAUACCUGACGCUGCAGCGAAUCACCAGCAAAUCGGAGGUUCUACGGUUAAGCAAUGCCAGCUCGAGCGCAGGCGGUGGUGGACAACAGCGGCACCAGCCGCUCCCAUCGAUGCCAAUCACCGGGCCCGGUUCAUCACAGAUCUCUACGGGCGGCUCGACAGCCGCCGCCGCCGCCGCCGCCACCAAUAUACUGGGAUCCAUUUCCGGCGAUUCCAGCGAUACGAUCGGUGAGGACAUGUUUAUGGACACGUCGGGAGAGCCGGCGAGCAAUGAGACGGUGGCCUCCGGAGCUGUCAGUACGAUGCAGCAGAUGCUGCUGCAGAGCAACGAUCUCGGUUCGGACGAGCUGCCGGUGCUGGAUCAGGACGAGGAUCUCAACUUUGACGAUACGCCCGAUGAUGCGCACUCCGACGGCAACUCGCUGGACAACGGGUACCCGAGCCUGCUGCUGAAUGCGGCAGCCUUCCACCAGCAGAUGACGGCGGACAAGAUGAAGACGCUGGCCGCGGUUAGUGGUGGUGGCGGCGGCCAGACGGCUGUCGGUUCCGCCACUAGUACCGGAGCGAUCUCGAAGGCAAUAACACAGGACGCGGCGACCGCCGCUAUUGGUGCAGCCGCUGCCGCUGCAGCCGCCGCAGCCGCCGCCAGUGCGGGUAGUGGUCAGCGGCCGAAGAAGCAGUUCAUCUGCAAGUUCUGCAACCGGCAGUUCACCAAGUCCUACAAUCUGCUCAUCCACGAGCGUACGCACACCGAUGAGCGGCCAUACUCGUGUGAUAUCUGCGGGAAGGCGUUCCGCCGGCAGGAUCAUCUGCGCGAUCACCGAUACAUUCACUCGAAGGAGAAACCGUUCAAGUGUCUGGAAUGCGGAAAAGGAUUCUGCCAAUCGCGGACGCUGGCGGUACACAAGAUACUGCACAUGGAGGAGUCGCCGCACAAGUGUCCGGUGUGCAGCCGCAGCUUCAACCAGCGCUCGAACCUCAAGACGCACCUGCUGACGCACACCGACAUCAAACCGUACCACUGCAUCGCCUGCGGCAAAGUGUUCCGACGGAAUUGUGACCUCCGUCGGCACAGCCUCACGCACAACCUCGGCAGCAGCGGUGGCGGCAGUGCCGGAUCGCUGGCAUGUUCGGCGGGCGGGCCGCCCGGAACAGCAGGCGCACCGGGCAGCACCUCCCCGGCCAGCGACGGUGACGGUGGUGAUUUGGGGGUGUCGGCGACGUUGGCGUCGGCAGCGGAAGAGGAACUGAAAACCGUCGACCUGAUGGCACUGGCCGACGAUGUCGACUGAUUGGCGGAAACGAAUCCAGCGGACGGACGAUGGACUCCGGUUCCAGCGGUACAAAACUCAGCAAAUCGC